Empidonax traillii (willow flycatcher) is the source of this 2117-nucleotide messenger RNA. It is a transcript of the gene IFT56, whose product is annotated as tetratricopeptide repeat domain 26. Gene Ontology annotation, molecular function: intraciliary transport particle B binding; protein binding. Gene Ontology annotation, biological process: intraciliary anterograde transport; intraciliary transport involved in cilium assembly. Gene Ontology annotation, cellular component: ciliary basal body; intraciliary transport particle B; ciliary base. Bases 62 to 1726 code for a protein of 554 amino acids. Lineage: Eukaryota; Metazoa; Chordata; Aves; Passeriformes; Tyrannidae. The transcript has 19 exons. The record is from RefSeq and is a predicted model, not a curated record.
CCCGCCGUUACCCCGGCGACGCCGCCGCCGUGGGAGCGCGGAGUGCGGGCCCGGCCGCAAGAUGAUGCUCUCCCGGGCCAAGCCGGCCGUGGGGGGUACCCCGCCGCCGGGAGACAGACGGAGGAAGAAAGGGAAGGAGGUGCCGCAGCUGGAAGAACUCUUGGCCCAGAGGGACUUUACCGGCGCGAUCGCCUUGCUGGAGUUUAAACAGCAAGUGGGUGAGCAGGAGGAGGAUGCCAGCCUUUGGAUUGGAUACUGUGCAUUUCAUUUGGGUGACUACAAGAGAGCUCUGGAGGAAUAUGAGGCCUUAACCAAACAACCAAAUUGCAAUCCAGAUGUUUGGGUGAACCUUGCCUGUACGUACUUCUUUCUGGGGAUGUACACGCAAGCAGAACAAGCAGCUUUGAAAGCACCGAAGAGUAGUCUCCAGAACCGUCUGCUCUUUCACUUGGCACAUAAGUUCAAUGAUGAAAAGAAACUGAUGAGCUCUCACCAGAAUCUGCAAGAUAUUACAGAAGAUCAGCUUAGCUUGGCAUCUAUCCACUACCUGCGGGCCCACUACCAAGAGGCAAUUGAUAUCUACAGGCGCAUUCUACUGAAGAAUCGGGAAUACCUGGCUCUGAAUGUAUAUGUUGCCCUAUGCUAUUACAAACUGGAUUACUAUGAUAUAUCACAGGAAGUGCUAGCAGUUUAUCUUCAGCAAGUUCCUGACAGCACCAUUGCUCUUAACCUUAAGGCUUGUAACCAUUUCCGACUUUACAAUGGGAAGGCUGCUGAGGCAGAGCUCAAGAACUUGACUGACAAUGCCUCAUCAUCUUUUGAAUUUGGCAAGGAGCUCAUUAAGCACAAUCUGGUGGUUUUCCGAGGAGGAGAGGGGGCUUUGCAGGUCCUGCCUCCACUGGUUGAUGUUAUUCCUGAGGCAAGACUGAAUCUUGUGAUUUACUAUCUCCGGCAAGAUGAUGUGCAGGAGGCUUAUAACCUGAUUAAGGACCUGGAACCUUCAGCUCCACAGGAGUACAUCCUCAAAGGAGUCGUAAAUGCAGCACUUGGACAAGAACUUGGCUCAAGAGAUCAUCUGAAAAUUGCUCAGAAGUUCUUCCAGUUGGUUGGGGAAUCAGCCAGCGAAUGUGAUACCAUUCCAGGGAGACAGUGCAUGUCCUCCUGCUUCUUUCUUCUCAGACAGUUUCCUAAUGUCCUAAUUUACCUCAACUCAAUCAAGAGUUACUUCUACAACAAUGACACUUUUAAUUUCAACUAUGCCCAAGCCAAAGCUGCAACAGGCAAUUUUAAAGAGGCUGAAGAGGUGUUCCUUUUGAUCCAGAGUGAGAAGAUAAAGAGUGAUUUUGUUUACCUUAGAUGGCUAGCUCGCUGCUAUAUUAUGAAUAAGAAACCACAGUUGGCCUGGAAACUCUAUCUGAAGAUGGAAACCUCAGGGGACUCCUUUAACCUAUUGCAGCUCAUUGCAAAUGAUUGCUACAAAAUGGGUCAAUUUUACUAUUCAGCCAAAGCGUUUGAUGUUCUGGAGAGACUGGACAAUAAUCCUGAAUACUGGGAAGGCAAGAGAGGUGCAUGUGUGGGUGUAUUUCAAAUGAUCUUAGCUGGCCGAGAAGCAAAAGAGACUCUGCGGGAAGUACUGCAUCUUCUGAAGAGCACUGGUAAUUCUCAAGUAGAAUACAUUGUCCGCAUCAUGAAAAAGUGGGCCAAGGAGAACAGAGUCCCUGUUUAAGUCGGUACCACAAAAUAAACUGGGCAUCAAGGCAAGAGUUUUUCAGAUCUGUAAAAUGCUAAGUCCUAUGCAAGACUAGAAAUCAGCAUGCCACUAAGAAAUAACUCAGUCUCUUAAAACUGUGAGGAAGAAUUCAGGUAAGAAUAGGCUGUACAAUUACUUACCGAUGUCAGGGGUAAUUCUUUUAAGGUCAGAAAAACAACAUUUGAAAUAAAACUGUUAUACAGAAAAUGCAGCUUGUUUUCACAAGCAAUUCUGAUAUGUACCAUCCACUCUAUUCUUAAAAUCGUCACUGCUUUUGCUGAUAUUCUACAUGUGUUUUAAUAUGCUCAAAAAACUUUACAUUUCAUAUGUCCUCUCAAAAUACAACUUGAGGUGGGAAUAGUUUUAU